Microdochium trichocladiopsis is the source of this 823-nucleotide messenger RNA. Its product is annotated as ribosomal protein L38e. The transcript is spliced from 4 exons. Gene Ontology annotation, cellular component: cytosolic large ribosomal subunit; ribosome. NCBI's taxonomy places the organism in Eukaryota, Fungi, Ascomycota, Sordariomycetes, Xylariales, Microdochiaceae. Bases 151 to 390 code for a protein of 79 amino acids. The record is from RefSeq and is a predicted model, not a curated record. Gene Ontology annotation, molecular function: structural constituent of ribosome. Gene Ontology annotation, biological process: protein-RNA complex assembly; translation.
CGAGCCGUCGCCAAGAAGGAAUUUCGCCCACAAAUCGCAAUCUGCAAGCUCCAACCUCUGGGAAAACCGCAGCCAUUUCGCACCACGACUCCACGAUUCCCGGCAGUAUCACCAACUCGACCGUUGAUUCACCACCCCCAAGCCGCCAAAAUGCCUCAGGAAAUCGCCGACAUCAAGCAGUUCAUCGAGAUCUGCCGCCGGAAGGACGCUUCUUCCGCCCGGAUCAAGAAGAACAAGAAGACCAACCAGUCCAAGUUCAAGGUCCGGUGCUCCAAGAAGCUCUACACCCUUGUUCUCAAGGACUCCGACAAGGUUGAGAAGCUUAAGCAGUCUCUCCCCCCGAACUUGCAGAUCAAGGAGAUUGGCGUUGUCAGCAAGAAGAAGAACUAAGCGUCUCGACUUCCCACGGAACAUGAUGUCAAGAUGCGGUUAGGCGGUGGCAACAUGGGGGCGGAAUCCCCCUGCUGACCUGCCGGAGGGCGACACAACGACAAUAGAGAGAGCACGGCAAGCGACUACUUGGGUUUCAAAAUUGAGCGUCUGUCGGCAACAUAUCUGUCAGACGAUUUGUGGUGCAUAAAAAAACAAAGCCCCGGGUUAUCGGGCUGGGCUGUUUGUUCAUGAAGGCGGCGUCUAUGGAUACCUUUUCGGGAAAAUUUAUGAAGAAUCAUUUCUUCCUGUGCUGAGGCCUCGGUAGCACGGUGUGGUGCUUGUCGGGAUGCUUCCGCCAGCUUGGAGUUUUGAGAUCCAACGUCACGCGCACGGUACAAGAGUCCGAAAAGUGACCCUUCCAAUGAAAUAAAGGAAAAAAUCUGUAAAACAA